Ostreococcus lucimarinus CCE9901 is the source of this 1629-nucleotide messenger RNA. RefSeq lists its product with no specific name. The record is from RefSeq and is a predicted model, not a curated record. The transcript has a single exon. Gene Ontology annotation, biological process: 'de novo' IMP biosynthetic process. Bases 1 to 1629 code for a protein of 542 amino acids. Gene Ontology annotation, molecular function: phosphoribosylaminoimidazole carboxylase activity; ATP binding; metal ion binding. NCBI's taxonomy places the organism in Eukaryota, Viridiplantae, Chlorophyta, Mamiellophyceae, Mamiellales, Bathycoccaceae.
AUGCUCGCAAUCGCGGGGGCGCCGAUGGGGGUGCGGUUGAAAGCGCUGGAUCCGACGGAGCGCGCGCCGGCGUCGAUCGCGGCGACGCAGGUGGUGGGGAGUUUUAGGGAUAAGGCGGCGGUGAAGGCGUUCGCGGAGACGUGCGAUGUGGUGACGGUGGAGAUUGAACACAUCGACGUGGAGGCGCUGCGAGAGCUGAGCGCGGCGGGCGUGGACGUGCAGCCGACGCCGGAGACGUUGGCGACGAUUCAGGAUAAGUAUGCGCAGAAGGUACACUUCACGAACGCCGGGGUCCCGCUCGGGCCGUACGCGGAUUGCCCGAAUGAAGCCGCGUUGCAGAGCGCGGCGAGCGAGUUUGGGUUUCCGCUCAUGUUAAAGUCCAAGCGUUUGGCGUACGACGGGCGCGGGAACGCGGUGGCGAAGACCGCCGCGGAUUUGGCCGAUGCGGUGGCGAAGUUGGGUGGGUUUGAACAAGGGUUGUAUUGCGAGAAGUGGGUGCCGUUUGAGAAGGAAUUGGCGGUGAUGGUGGUGCGCGCCAAGAAUGGGGAGACGCGGGCGUACCCCGUCGUCGAAACCGUUCACGAAAACAAUAUUUGCGACACGACGACGACGCCGGCGCCGAUUCCGAAUAAAGUUGCCGAAGCGGUGCAAGCGGCGGCGAAGCGAGCGAUCGGGUCUUUCACGGGUGCGGGGAUCUUUGGCGUCGAGCUCUUCCUCCUCAAGGAUGGCUCGAUUUUGCUCAACGAGUGCGCGCCGAGACCGCACAACAGCGGUCACUACACCAUCGAAGGCUGCGCGUGCUCGCAGUACGAAAAUCACUUGCGCGCCAUUUUGGGUUGGCCCUUGGGUGACACCUCGCUCAAGGUUGGCGGGGCGGUGAUGAAGAAUAUUUUGGGAGACGGCGACGGCGACGAGGCCAUGGGCCGGGCGCACCGUCUCAUGGGCGCCGCGCUAGCGACUCCCGGUGCGAGCAUUCACUGGUACGAAAAGCCUGACAUGAAGCUCGCGCGCAAGAUGGGUCACCUCACCGUCGUCGGCCCGAGCGCGGCGGUGGCGACGGAGCGUCUGGACACGCUUUUGCGCGCCGCGAGCGGGGACAAGACGCCGCCGAAGAAGGCGGCUCAAGUCGGCAUCAUCAUGGGUUCCGACAGUGACUUGCCCACGAUGAGCGCCGCUGCGGAGGUCCUCGAAUCUUUCGGCAUCGGUUGCGAAGUCACCGUCAUUUCGGCGCACAGAACGCCCGAGCGUAUGAACGAGUACGCGAGAAGCGCGCACACGCGCGGCUUGCGCGCCAUCAUCGCCGGCGCCGGCGGCGCCGCGCACUUACCCGGCAUGGUCGCCGCCAUGACCCCUCUUCCCGUUAUCGGCGUCCCAGUCCCGCUCAAGUAUCUCGACGGCAUGGAUUCCUUGCUCUCCAUCGUUCAAAUGCCCAAAGGCGUUCCCGUGGCGACGGUGGCCAUCGGCAACAGCGCCAACGCCGGUCUCAUCGCCGCUCGCAUCGUCGCCGCGUUCGAGCCCGACGUGUGCUCUAAAAUGUUAGCGUACCAAGACGACAUGGAGAACGUCGUGUUGAACAAGGCGAGCAAGCUCGAAGAGCUCGGUUACGGCGCCUAUCUCGACCAAAUGUAA